Molecule: messenger RNA, 726 nt
Organism: Capronia coronata CBS 617.96
Lineage: Eukaryota; Fungi; Ascomycota; Eurotiomycetes; Chaetothyriales; Herpotrichiellaceae
Exons: 2
Coding region: 1-726 (241 amino acids)
Source: RefSeq, a predicted model, not a curated record
AUGAAGAGCUCCGCGGUGGCAGUCAUCCUCGCUGGCGUGGUGGCGGCGCAGUCUUCCGUGGUCAGCAUCUUCUUUCCAGAUGUGGAUGAACAACAGCUCGUGGGAUCUAUCGUUAGCUCGGAUGCCUCCAAGACUACCAUAGCCGUAUCAUGUCCUACCGGCACGGAUGACACCGACUGCGGAUUCGCCGAUACUCUUACCGUGACCGUCGGCCCGUCGACAUUCCGCGUGGAGGAAACAUUUGAAUCAUUGACGGUCGAGCUGGAGUGCGCGCUGACAGGGACAACCGCGGCAACGUGUGAAGAAACUUAUGUCGGGCCAGCGUACAUGAUUGAUUCGGAUCAAGGAGAUUCAGCCGCGCUGACGGCCACUGCCCUCGACGACAUCAACACUCAAAUUACCACGACCGCUGUCACCACAACCCUCUCUUCGACUGAUAUAGUCUUCUUGCCUGUGACGAUCACGGCUGGCCCCGGCUCAGGAGCAGUGGCAAGUGCAAGUGCGAGUGCGAGUGCAAGUCCCAGCGCAUCUACGGCGUCGACAACAGCAGCAAUAUCGCCCUCGACACACGGCGGCACCUCAUCGGGAGGUCCUUCAACGACCACGAGUGGGAGCACCACACCUUCCGUGGACAGCAACAGUGGCGCCGGAAAAGUAGAUGCGCGGCUUUUGGCAGUGAGCGCUGCAGGUGUUGGGCUUGUCGGAUUGAUCGUCACGUUGCUGUGA